Molecule: messenger RNA, 628 nt
Organism: Grus americana (Whooping crane)
Lineage: Eukaryota; Metazoa; Chordata; Aves; Gruiformes; Gruidae
Product: corticoliberin-like
Exons: 2
Coding region: 40-423 (127 amino acids)
Biological process (GO): positive regulation of cortisol secretion; negative regulation of glucagon secretion; negative regulation of epinephrine secretion
Cellular component (GO): extracellular region
Molecular function (GO): corticotropin-releasing hormone activity
Source: RefSeq, a predicted model, not a curated record
GAGCGGCGGCGAGCGGCAUCUGGCCCCGGAGCGGCUGCGAUGCGGGUCAGGAUGAUUUCAGCUGCCUCCGUCCUCGUCCUGCUCUUCCUGCCCUCGGAGACCUGCUCGCCCCUGCAGUGGCCCCGGGGCCCGUCCCGCAGGCUGACCCUGGCCCCCCAACCCACCUGGGAGUCCUGGCCGGGAGCCCCCCAACCUGCCGCCGGUCCCCUGCCCCAAAGACUGUGCCAGCCCCGUGGGGCAGAGCCCACUCCGGUCCCUCGCACUCCACGGGCGCUGCAAACCGGCAAGAGGCGAGACGGCAAACCCAACUCUCUGGAUCUCACCUUCCACCUCCUGCGUGAGUUCCUGGAGAUGUCCCGGGAGGAGAGACUGGCCCAGAAGGCGCUCAGCAAUAAGCUCUUGCUGCAAAGUAUAGGAAAAUGAGGGAGGGUCAUGGGGGAUAAUGGAGACCAACCCCAUAGCGAACAGCCAUGGCAGAGCGGAGAAGAAGGCGGGGGGGGGGGGAUGCUGCUGCCCAGCCCGGGGCUGGAGCCGUGCCCAGGGAGCCCCCCCUCCCCUUGUCUGGUGGGGUCCCCGUCGCUGCGUCCCGCGUGUUGCUCUCGCUGUUGUGCAUUAAAGUUGCCCUCGC